UUCAUCAUCGACUUCCCUUCGGCCGACCCGACGCAACUUGCCUCUAAAGUUUUUUUUUUUUUUUUGCUAUAAAUAUACAUUCUGCGACUGCGGACUCCAACCCCGGUCAUCCGCUUUUCCUCUUUUCUUCCUUGUCUUCAAUGGGCUUCUUCCACUCAUCCUCUAUCUCCCGUUCCACCGCCGGCAAAUGGCUCGGCCUCGUCACCGCCGUCUGGAUUCAAUCAAUUUCCGGCAACAACUACACUUUCUCGAACUACUCUGACGCUCUCAAGUCCCUCAUGCAUCUCACACAGGUCGAGCUCAACAAUCUUUCCGUCGCUAAAGAUGUCGGCAAGGCUUUCGGGCUUCUCGCCGGCCUCGCUUCCGAUCGUUUCCCCACGUGGGUCAUCCUCCUCAUCGGCUCCCUCGAAGGUCUUCUCGGAUAUGGCGUCCAAUGGCUCGUCGUUAGUCAACGGAUCCCGCCCCUUCCCUACUGGCAGAUGUGCAUAUUUUUGUGUAUGGGAGGGAAUAGCACGACGUGGAUGAACACGGCGGUUUUAGUGACGUCCAUACGAAACUUUCGGAAAAACAGGGGACCAGUGUCUGGCAUUCUUAAAGGGUUUGUUGGUUUAAGUACCGGAAUAUUCACCAAUCUCUGUUCUGCUUUGUUUGCCGACGAUCCCUCUUCCUUCCUCAUCAUGCUCUCCAUAAUUCCCUUCGCCGUCUGCCUCGCCGGAAUUUUUUUCCUCCGCGAGUCACCCCCCGCUUCUACCGCCGCCGAGAACGAAGAAGAAUCCAAGUAUUUCGGUAUAUUGAACGUGCUUGCAGUUAUCGUCGCCGUUUAUCUCUUGAUUUUUGGAUUCAUACCCAAUCCCAGCAUGCUCGUGUCUCGAGCGUUCGCCGUUGGUUUACUGGUUCUGCUGGCGUCGCCGCUGGUGAUUCCGGUGCACUCUUACUUCAAAGGCCUGAGACCCCUUCUGGAUAUUGAAGAGCGGGGGAAGGAGCCGUUGCUUCGAAAUGAGGAGAAGGCGAGGGUGGAUGAGGUGGUUGCAGGGAAGAGGAGGCCAGCGGUGGGAGAGGAACACACGAUAGCGGAGGCUCUCGCCACGAUUGAUUUCUGGAUACUGUUCGUGUCGUUUCUGUGCGGAGUUGGAACGGGCUUGGCGGUCAUGAACAACAUGGGUCAAAUCGGGCUGGCACUCGGAUACUCCGACGUCUCCAUCUUUGUGUCGCUCACGAGUAUUUGGGGUUUCUUCGGGCGGAUCAUAUCUGGUUCGGUUUCCGAAUAUUUUAUCAAGAAAGCUGCAACACCCAGACCUCUGUGGAACGCAGGUUCGCAGAUUGUGAUGGGUGUAGGAUACGUACUUAUGGCCAUGGCUGUGCCUGGUUCCCUCUAUGUUGGCUCCGUGGUGGUUGGCAUUUGCUACGGAGUGCGUCUCGCCAUCACUGUCCCGACUGCCUCCGAGCUCUUCGGACUCAGAUACUAUGGUCUCAUCUACAACAUCCUCAUCCUCAAUCUUCCCCUCGGCUCUUUCCUCUUCUCUGGCCUCCUCGCCGGCAUAUUAUACGAUAUAGAGGCUACCGCCGUUUCAGGAGGUGGCAACACCUGCGUGGGUGCUCACUGUUACAGGCUUGUCUUCAUUAUCAUGGCUGUUGCUUGUAUUGUUGGCUUCUUGUUGGACAUUUUGUUGUCAAUCAGAACCAAUAAUGUCUACAAAAAGAUCUCUGCCAGCAAAGGCAGGAGAUAGCGCCAUUGUCCCUUUUGCCUUUGAGUGCAGACACGGCUCAGGAAUCAUAGGAUUGAUGGGCUUUUUGCCUGGUGAUAUCCUGAUUUCUUUAGGCCUCAGUAAGCUUAUUUAUUCAUUCCCCACUUCUCAUAGCCAGGCUGCACCCCUGUAUGAUCUGUUAGUUCUAUUCACAAAGAACCAAAAAAAAAAAAAAAAAAUUGCCACUACAAGUCAGAAUUGUUGUUGUUGUUGUUGAAUCAUUCUUUUACUAAGAUCUGUUAGUUAUAUUUAUCACUGUAAUCUGGGUAUUUAACACGCCCUAGUCAGAGUAUGAGUUCAUUAAUUGUUCUCUUCCACAUGUACUGUAUUUGAUAAAGUGAGCACCACCUCAUUAGUUCAACCA
This is a messenger RNA of Prosopis cineraria, 2109 nucleotides long. RefSeq names its product protein NUCLEAR FUSION DEFECTIVE 4. The record is from RefSeq and is a predicted model, not a curated record. Bases 141 to 1727 code for a protein of 528 amino acids. Lineage: Eukaryota; Viridiplantae; Streptophyta; Magnoliopsida; Fabales; Fabaceae. The transcript has 3 exons. Gene Ontology annotation, cellular component: membrane.